Messenger RNA from Cladocopium goreaui, 1185 nucleotides. NCBI's taxonomy places the organism in Eukaryota, Dinophyceae, Suessiales, Symbiodiniaceae. The record is from the annotation of a GenBank genome assembly.
GGGUAACGGACCGUUGGAGCGAUUGAAAUUCAUCCCGUGGCUAUGGCGGCCACGGAGUUUGUGGACUACUAUGACUUGUUGGGCUGUGCCCCGGAUUCCACGUUGGCGGAGAUCAAACAGGGCUACCACGAGAAGCUGCGCGAGUUUCAUCCUGACAAGCGGCCCAACAGCCAGGAGGGCCGGGGCAAGAAGAUCACCGCGCAGCUGAACGAAGCGUGGGAGAUUCUGAAGGACGAGCGACGGCGCGAGGACUACGACCGUCAGUGGCUCAAGGCGCGCCCCCCCGCCUUCGAUGCCGCCUUCCCCGCCAUGCCGCGCCGGGGUCCGCCGACCACGGCGGACGAGUGCCGCCGCGUCGGCAACGAUUUGUACCGCGCAGCGGCGGCCCUGGCGCAGAGCCACACGACGGAUGUGGAGGGCAUCACCUUUGGAGCUGAAGGUAUGGACUGGGCCAAGCAAGUCAUGGAAAAGUACCAAGCAGCCAUUGACGUCUACACUAAAGGCCUUGGCUAUGCAGCAGAUGAUCAUCGACUGCUGAACAACCGAGCGUUGUGCUAUGCAGCCCUAAAGAUGUGGCCCAAAUGCAAGGAAGAUGCUUUCAGAGUCACCCGUCUGAAGCCGGACUUCAAAAAGGGCUGGUUUUUGCUGGCCAAGGCCCUCUGGAAGGAGGGUCACUUGGACGAGGCCAAGCUGGAGCUGGAAUCUGCGGUGAAGCAGGUGGCAGAUGCGGCGGAUCUGCAUGAGCUGCUGAUUGAGAUUCAGCACGCGCUGAACGAGUCGACUGCAGGCCAUUUGCCAGCUAUCUCCUUGCGCCGGCAGAGCAUGAGUAGAAGCGUCUCCCCCGUGGCCACGCCCCCCGCCGCCGCCGCGGCACGCCCGGUGCAGCCGCCGCCGAUAACGACAGUUGGUUUUGUGAAGGAUUUGCAGGGCUCGCUGGAUGCAUUGUCGGCGCUGUCUGCGACGCGGCGGUGUAAGAGCAACUGGCGAUUCCCAAGGACAGGCCUGGAGAACAGCAUGGGAGGUCUUGAAGGCACGGCACGCUUUGGUGAAAGCACCGCUGACUUCGGAGAGAAGUUGAAGUAUUUGAGCCGCACAGGAAAUGGCGUUUUUGGAAAGAAAGAGGCGAAGACCCUUUGGGACUUGGCUCAGCGUGCUGCAUUGGCAGCACAGGAGACCCUGAGGUGA